Messenger RNA from Nannospalax galili (Upper Galilee mountains blind mole rat), 1578 nucleotides. Its product is annotated as zinc finger protein 709-like. Gene Ontology annotation, molecular function: RNA polymerase II cis-regulatory region sequence-specific DNA binding; DNA-binding transcription factor activity. Gene Ontology annotation, biological process: regulation of transcription by RNA polymerase II. Lineage: Eukaryota; Metazoa; Chordata; Mammalia; Rodentia; Spalacidae. The record is from RefSeq and is a predicted model, not a curated record.
AUGGUGAGCGCGGGGCCCGUGUGUGCAGACGGAAGCAGCGGCUGCUGGAGCCGCCAGAGCGGGCUGUGCUGUGCUGGGUCCUCCCCGGGCGGGCGGCAGCCUGACGGCAUCCUGUACAUCCCAGCAACCAGGUUCCCGGUGCGGCAGCCUGUGGCAUUUCCUGAUGCAGCUGCUUCUGUGCCCAGCACUGAGCGGGAGGCUCCAUCUGCGGGUAGCAGCUUCAGGGAUUCUGUGAUAUUUGAGGAUAUUGCCAUAAAUUUCACCCAGGAAGAGUGUGGUUUCCUGAAUCCUUCUCAGAAGAAUCUCUGCAGAGAUGUGAUGCUGGAAACCUGCAGGAACUUCACUUUUAUAGGAAGCAUUUGUGAAGAUGAGACUAUUAAAGACCAUUAUAAAAGUUCUGGAAAAAAAUCCAAGUUUUUUGGUAAUAGAUAUGGAAACACACGGCACCAAAAACUCAAUCUAUACGAAGAAUAUCGAAAGGCCUCUGCUGAUGGCAGUUCACUUCACUCAUCUGGAGGAACUCAAACGGUAAGAAAGCAUUAUCAGUGUAAUGUAUGUGGGAAACAUCUGAGUUCUUCCACUUCUCUUCAAGGAGAUGAAAGAAUUCACAGUGGUGAAAAACCCCAUAUAUGUACACAAUGUGAUAAGUCCUUUACUGGAGAGAAACCCUAUGAUUGUGAUAAAGCAUUUAGACAGUACAGUUUCCUUCAAGUACAUGAAAAAAAUCACACUGGAGAAAAACCAUAUGAAUGUAAAGAAUGUGAUAAAACCUUUAGAUAUCACAGUUCUCUCCAGGUACAUGAAAAAAAUCAUACUGGAGAAAAACCCUGUGCAUGUAAACAAUGUGGAAAAGACUUUGGAUGUCACAGUCAUCUUCAUAGGCAUGAAAAAACGCAUAGUGAAGAGAAACCAUAUGCAUGUAAAGAAUGUGACAAAGCCUUUAAACAAUACAGUUACCUUCAAGUACAUGAGAAAAUUCAUACUGGGAGAAAACCAUAUGAAUGUAAAGAAUGUGAUAAAGCCUUUCGAUAUAACAGAUCUCUUCAGUUACAUGAAAAACUUCAUUCUGGAGAAAAACUGUAUGAAUGUUUACAAUGUGGUAAGGGCUUUAGAUGUAGUAGUUAUCUUCAAACACAUGAAAAAACACAAACUGGAGAGAAACCUUAUGCAUGUAAACAAUGUGGAAAAGCCUGUAGACAGUCCAGGCAUCUUCAUGCACAUGAAAAAAUUCAUACUGGAGAAAAACUGUAUGAAUGUAAACAAUGUGGUAAAGCCUUUAGAUGUGAUAGUUAUCUUCAAAGACAUGAAAAAACACACACUGAAGAGAAACCCUAUGCAUGUAAACAAUGUGGCAAAGCCUUUAGACAGUCCAGUCACCUUCAUGCACAUGAAAAAAUUCAUACUGGAGAAAAAGCAUAUGAAUGUAAACAAUGUGGUAAAGCCUUCAGCAGUCACAGUUCUCUUCAAUUACAUGAAGAAAUUCAUAGGGGAGAAAAAUGUAAACAAUGUCGUAAAGACUUCAGAUGUCACAGUGAUAUUCAAAGACAUGAGAAGUUCACACUAGGCAAAACCCUGUGA